AAACAUUUUUAUACCUAAAUAAACAAAAUGGGUAUAUACCCAUAACUACAUACGCAUACCUCUUCUCGUUCUAUCAGAGCCUAUGGCGUCCACCUCCACAACGCCGUCUCCGCCGGCGACACCCCACCGGAACUGGCUCGAACUUCCGGCCGACCUGACGUCGUCCAUCCUCCAACGCCUAGGCACAGUCGGCGUGUUAGUGAGUGCUCGAAAAGUGUGUAAAACGUGGCGCACAAUCUGCUCCGACCCGUCUAUGUGGCGGGUCGUGAAUCUGGGGUAUUCGGAUAAUUCAGCUUACUUGAAGGACUUUGAUUGCAGUUUGGACUCGGGGAUGGAGAAGCUAGCGAAGAAAGCUGUUGAUUUGAGCUGCGGAGAAUUGGUUGAAUUUAGGAUCGAGGAUUUCGCUUCUGAUGAGCUGCUUCAAUACAUCGCGAAUCGAUCAGGUCAGCUGAGACGGCUACAACUUGUAUCUUGCUAUGGCGUAUCGACUGAAGGGUUGAGCGAAAUGAUUAAAAAACUUCCGUUUCUGGAGGAACUUCGCCUUUACUAUAUUCCUGUCUCACAACAAGCUAUUGAAGUUGCAGGACAUUGUUGCCCUCAGCUGAAGUCAUUCAGCUUUAACAGACAUGGGUAUAGAUGGCCACAUGUUGAGUGUGAUGAGGAUGCUCUAGCUGUUGCGGAAAACAUGCCUGGACUACGCUAUCUACAGCUCUUUGGAAAUAAGCUGACAAGUAAUGGCUUGCUGGCCAUUAUUGAGAAGUGUCCUUAUCUGGAGUCUCUCGAUUUGCGGCAGUGUUUCAACAUUGCUAACCUUGAACAUGAUUUAGCAAAAAGGCUAUCUCAAAAGAUCAAGGUUCUCAGGCUCCCAUAUGACUCUACUGAAGACUAUGGAUAUGAUGCUGAAAUUAAUGAUUGGGAUUCUUUCGAUGAGGAUUAUCCUUCUGGUCUAUCAGAUAUCGACAUUGUCUCUGAGGACUACGAUUUUUAUGAAUUUUCUGGUGGCAGUGACAUAGAUAUGGAUUCUGACUAUAUGCUAUAUGAUUAUAUUUGAUGGCCUCUUUUACUUCUGGAUGAUAGCAUUGAUCGGGCAUAUCUCUUGGCAUGAAUGUCUGUCAGCUAAACUUAGGUGUUAUUGCUGCUUGGUGGAGGAAUUUGGAUCAUAUCGGCAUAUUAUCUCAAGUGAUAAGCUGUAUGGUAACUGUUUGUUUUUUCUUAAUGUGUAGCAUAUAAACUUUGGAGUCGCUUUUGAAGUCUAAACCUGUGGUUGUAGAAGUUAAAUAUGGAUGUAAGCUUCUUCUUUCUUAUUUCCUUUUUUAAUUUCAGUCA
Messenger RNA from Daucus carota subsp. sativus, 1326 nucleotides. Its product is annotated as putative F-box/LRR-repeat protein 9. Gene Ontology annotation, molecular function: protein binding. NCBI's taxonomy places the organism in Eukaryota, Viridiplantae, Streptophyta, Magnoliopsida, Apiales, Apiaceae. Bases 83 to 1051 code for a protein of 322 amino acids. The transcript has 3 exons. The record is from RefSeq and is a predicted model, not a curated record.